This is a messenger RNA of Oikopleura dioica, 1731 nucleotides long. NCBI's taxonomy places the organism in Eukaryota, Metazoa, Chordata, Appendicularia, Copelata, Oikopleuridae. The record is from the annotation of a GenBank genome assembly.
AUGGUCGAGAAAGUCGAGGACCAAGAGCCACACUUAGUUCCAGAGAAAUCGACUUCGGAUGAGAAACAACCGUCGGUGAAGUUAGGACCACUUUCGCCCAAGAAAUCGGAAUCGGACAAGUAUGAAACAGGGCUGCACCGGCUGUUCGCGUCGGAGCUGUUCGACGCCAAUAUCGCCAUCCACUAUUUAUUCAAGUCGAAAGAAGUGGGCAUCCUCCAGUUCCUAGGAAACCGGCUCUUCGACUUGCCGCCCGCCGAGCUCGACUUUUACCUCCCCCAGCUUCUCAUUCUCUAUCUGUACACCGAGGAGGACACCAGAAAGUGCAUCCAUCCGUUUCUCGUCAAAAGAUGCAAAGAAAAUAUCGACUUUGCGCUGAACUGUGCAUUACUUCUGGGCUCCGUGAACGACUCAUUGCCACAAAGCAGAAAAAAACUCGCCGAAAAACUCCGAAACGCAAUCAUCAAGGGCGAAAGUGCAAUAUCUCGCCAGAACUCCUCCUGCUCCGACAUCGGCGCAGCCCAAAUUCAAAACGCCGAAAACAACGAGCAGCUUACUUUCAUCGAAUCGCUCAUCGACAUUGGCAGGCGGCUGGUUUCACAACCUGAUAGGGAGUCGAAGACGCAGCGGCUUGUUUCCGAGCUGAACGAGCUAAACCUGCACCUGCCGCGGCGGGUUUGGAACCCGAUCGCUUCGGAGCUUUCCCACUUCGUGUUGCGCAUCACUCCCGCCGCCGCCGUCGUCCUAAACUCCAAGGACAAGGCGCCCUACUUCGCCUAUCUCGAGGUGCUCCUCACGCCCGACAAAGCAGUCGACAACUUGCCGCAAAAACUUCUCGAGUCCUCGCUGCACGAGGGCUCUUCCCAGUCCCCGCCGGUCAUUCUGGACAGACAGACCUUUUCCGACGAAGAGACGACCGAGGAAGAGCUCGACGAGACGAUCAAACCAGUUUCAGUUCCUAUCGCAACUCACAUUUCUUCAAACGACGCUUCCGACGUUUCCGACCACGACGAGCAGGCCUACUCGCCGCCUUCCCAGAAAGAGGCGCCCCAAUCCGACAACGUCUCUUUAUCCCGCAUUUCCAUUCGCUCCGGCGACUCCGUCCAGUCCUACGACACAGGGCAUACUGUUCUCGCUGCUGACAUUCGACUUCGACUGCAUCAAGAAACUACCGCUUCUAUGGGCGAUCUCAGAAUUGACCCGGAUGAUCCCUCCGCCGCGGCGCUGAAAGAGCCCUUCGCCGAGAAAGAGCGCAAGAUCCGCGAGGCGUCGCCCUAUGGCCACCUCAAGAACUGGAAGCUGCUGCCCAUCAUCGUCAAGUGCGGUGACGACCUGCGCCAAGAGAUGCUCGCCUACCAGCUGAUGACGGCGCUGAAGGCGGCUUGGGACAAAGAAAUGACAAAGAUCUGGAUCAGGCCGUACAAGAUCCUCGUUACUGGGCCCGACUCGGGCAUUUUGGAGCCGAUCGUCAACGCGCCCAGUGUCCACCAGAUCAAGAAGAUGGAGCCUGGCGGACUGCAGGCUUACUUCGUCAAAGAGUUCGGCGCCCCCACUUCCGAAGGCUACAUGACGGCGAUGAACAACUUCGUCCUCUCGUGCGCCGGCUACUCGCUGGUCUGCUACCUGCUCCAAGUCAAGGACAGACAUAACGGCAACAUUCUGCUCGACUCGGAAGGCCACAUCGUUCACAUUGACUUUGGCUUUAUGCUCAAUAGUUACGCGUUCUCAAAUUAA